AUGGAUACCGAUCUUCGCCCGCUGAUUGACACCCUCUCGAGCAACAUUGACCAUGUCGAGGAAUCUCUUGCGCCCUUGAUCAACACUGCACUGUCCGCCAGCACAAGCAAACUCCCUCUGCUUGACAAGGCCAAACUCUACACCCUCGUCACAUACGCCAUCGAGUCUCUUCUAUUCUCAUAUUUGCGUCUCAACGGUCUCGAUGCAAAAAACCAUCCGGUAUUCGCCGAGCUCACUCGUGUGAAACAAUACUUCGAAAAGAUCAAGCUCGCAGAGACUUCGCACGUCAAGCGCAACACGACUCUCGACAAAGCCGCCGCCGGACGCUUCAUCAAGCACGGCCUCGCUGGAAACGAUGACUACGACAGAAAGCGCGCGGAGCAACAAGAGAAGGAAAAGAAUGGCGCGAAGAGGAAAUUCGAGGACAUGACCGAGAAAGUCGGUAGUCACUCGCGCUUUGAGGCUAUGAGCAGGAAGAUGAUCAACCACGAGGCUGAAAGCAGUCCUAAGGAAGUCGAACACAGCGAGUCCGACUCCAAGAAGAAGGCAGCCUCGUCCAAGACUGCUGCUCCCAAGAAACAGAAGUCCGACAAAGCUCCCAGAGGUCACAAAGCCGCAUUCCAAGCCUUGCUACAGGGCCCCAUCUCAACCGAGGAGGAGCCAAAGAAAAAGAAGAAGAGAAAGAGCAAGGGCGGCAAGGACACCUAA
This is a messenger RNA of Aureobasidium subglaciale EXF-2481, 708 nucleotides long. RefSeq lists its product as uncharacterized. The record is from RefSeq and is a predicted model, not a curated record. Gene Ontology annotation, cellular component: exosome (RNase complex); nucleolus. NCBI's taxonomy places the organism in Eukaryota, Fungi, Ascomycota, Dothideomycetes, Dothideales, Saccotheciaceae. Gene Ontology annotation, molecular function: RNA binding; DNA binding. The transcript has a single exon. Gene Ontology annotation, biological process: regulation of gene expression; maturation of 5.8S rRNA. The coding region runs from base 1 to 708 and encodes 235 amino acids.